Messenger RNA from Helianthus annuus (common sunflower), 2021 nucleotides. Its product is annotated as hydroxymethylglutaryl-CoA lyase, mitochondrial. Gene Ontology annotation, biological process: ketone body biosynthetic process; L-leucine catabolic process. Gene Ontology annotation, cellular component: mitochondrion. NCBI's taxonomy places the organism in Eukaryota, Viridiplantae, Streptophyta, Magnoliopsida, Asterales, Asteraceae. Gene Ontology annotation, molecular function: hydroxymethylglutaryl-CoA lyase activity. The transcript is spliced from 9 exons. The record is from RefSeq and is a predicted model, not a curated record. Bases 579 to 1811 code for a protein of 410 amino acids.
CUCUGUGGAUAUUUCCAUGAUAUUCUUCACCAUUCAAUAAUGGAGUGGGUGGUGUUCCACUAGUGGCCAUGAAGUCAUUUCAAGUCCACGAAUUCUCACUACGAACCACGCCGCUCAAUCUAACAAUCAAGCAACCUCUUAACCGCUCCCUUGUUAACUUUUAUUAUGAUUUUCUAAUUAAUGAGCCAAAGACAUCGAUAUUAAUGUAUAUUUAAACAAGUACAUUACUAUUUAGUUACUAUAAAUAUUCUGCAGAUAUAUUUAAUUAAACAUACAUAAAAGUUACUCAUUUUUUAACAUUACAAAACUAUGUGUAACAACCACCAUAAUCCUUCUAGACGAAUACCUACCACAACAUAAAAUACCAAAUUCAAAACUUUAUUAUUUUAUUUCAUCACCACAAGAAUUUGUUCACCGAAUCCAAAGACACAAAAACCCAAAAAAUAAUAAUAAUAAUAAUAAUAAUAUUAAACGGUAGUUGAGCAGAGAGCAUGUACCGAAGUAAUUGACCAACUUCCAACCGAAAACUACCUUCCAUCUGUGGCGAUUUCAGCAUCACAAAUACCGUCGGUUUCAAAAUGUCGAGUUUGGAGGAGCCUCUUGGUUUGGACAAAUUGCCAAGCUUGAGCACGAUUGAUCUUUCUAGAAGGUUCUCGUCCAACCGAUGCAGCACCAGCGGGGAAGACAGUGGAUUGGGAUACUGCUGGAUUGAAGGGAAGACGUGUGGAUCGUUGAAUAGCUACAAGGAAGAUUUUAAGGAAUACAGGCGAGAGGCUUUCAUUUGGAGACACCAUAAAAGAGAGAACACACACAAUGAGUCUGAAAAUCGGUAUCCUUCAAAACAUACAACUAACCAUCAGCAGAACUUAUACUGCAAUGAUACAGGCCCAAGGGACAUAACAAAUAAGAUUUUUAAAGGCAUGCCAAGUCAUGUGAGGAUAGUGGAAGUUGGUCCAAGAGACGGGUUACAAAAUGAGAAGAAUAUGGUUCCUACAUCUGUGAAGAUAGAGUUAAUUCAUAGGCUGGUUUCUUCCGGGUUAUCUGUUGUUGAGGCCACAAGUUUUGUUUCCCCAAAAUGGGUACCUCAGCUGGCAGACGCGAAGGAUGUUGUUGAAGCAGUUAAGAACAUUGACGGUGCAAGAUUGCCUGUACUAACACCAAAUUUAAAAGGUUUUGAAGCUGCUGUUGCAGCUGGAGCUAAGGAAAUAGCGGUUUUUGCUUCAGCUUCUGAGUCUUUCUCAAAAGCAAAUAUUAAUUGUACUAUUGAAGAAAGUCUUGCUCGUUACCGUGAUAUUAUUAAUUCUUCUAAAAAGCUCGAUAUUCCUGUUCGUGGGUAUGUAUCAUGUGUGGUUGGGUGCCCAGUUGAAGGCGCAAUUAGUCCGUCAAAGGUUGCAUACGUCGCGAAACAACUUCAUGAGAUGGGUUGCAUGGAAAUCUCACUUGGCGACACAAUAGGAAUUGGUACACCAGGAACGGUUAUACCAAUGCUUGAAGCUGUCAUGGAAGUUGUGCCUGUUGAAAAGCUUGCGGUGCACUUUCACGACACUUAUGGUCAAUCACUUCCAAACAUACUAGUAUCCCUUCAAAUGGGAAUAAGUGUGGUGGACUCUUCUGUAGCGGGACUAGGUGGCUGCCCGUAUGCUAAAGGGGCUUCGGGAAAUGUUGCCACUGAAGAUGUCGUGUACAUGCUUCACGGGCUCGGUAUUAAAACAAAUGUUGAUUUGAGAAAGGUUUUGCAAACGGGUGACUUCAUCUGUAAGUAUUUGGGUCGCCCAUCGGGAUCAAAGGUUGCUGUCGCUUAUAAAAUGUAAGAGGACAGUGUUGGAUUAUCCUAUAUCUAUAGUGUUUCAGUGGUAAUAUAUUACAAACAAGGCAUAAAUCUGGUUAAUUACCGGGAUUUGAUUUAAAAGUAUGAAACUCGUGUAUAUGAGAUUGCUAUUGGCUUAUUGUAUCUUUAUGUUUGGUUCUACCAAACAAAUAAUUAAUGUUAAUUCAUAUGCUUCUUAAUCUUUCUUUCUGAA